Molecule: messenger RNA, 1166 nt
Organism: Rhodamnia argentea
Lineage: Eukaryota; Viridiplantae; Streptophyta; Magnoliopsida; Myrtales; Myrtaceae
Product: ubiquitin-conjugating enzyme E2 22
Exons: 7
Coding region: 262-1056 (264 amino acids)
Source: RefSeq, a predicted model, not a curated record
UCGUGGAUUUUGAAGUGGAAUGUUUGUGCUUUGUCCUAUUUUUCGCUUGUAGUGAUUGUCAUGCUGUUUAGGUGAUGAUAGUUGUGACUUUGGGUGGUUUGCAAUUCUUAAUAAUGGUUGACAAGUUCAUCUGGCUGGCCUUCAUCACAGUUGGCCAGUAAGCCAAUUGUUCGGCAUAGCAACUUGACGUGCCUGGGGCUCCACGACAAGCUCUUAUCCAACUAAUAAUUGCGACAAAUUCUUAUUGGGGGUAGUGUGGCUAUGGCUACAAACGAGAAUCUUCCUCCAAACGUUAUAAAGCAGCUCGCAAAGGAACUGAAGAACCUUGAUGAAUCCCCUCCGGAGGGCAUAAAAGUUGGAGUAAAUGAUGAUGAUUUUUCCACCAUAUUUGCUGAUAUUGAAGGCCCAGCUGGAACUCCAUAUGAGAAUGGUGUUUUUCGGAUGAAGUUGUUAUUGUCGCAUGACUUUCCACAUUCUCCUCCCAAAGGUUAUUUUCUUACCAAGAUUUUCCACCCAAAUAUUGCUACCAACGGCGAAAUUUGUGUCAACACUUUGAAGAAGGACUGGAAUCCUAGUUUGGGACUGCGUCAUGUUCUUACCGUUGUUAGGUGCUUACUCAUUGAACCAUUUCCUGAGUCAGCUCUGAAUGAACAGGCUGGCAAGAUGCUGCUUGAAAAUUAUGAAGAGUAUGCCAGACAUGCCAGACUUUACACGGGAAUACAUGCCUUCAAGCCAAAACCCAAGUUCAAGUCAGGAGCCAUUUCUGAGUCGACCACAGCACUUAAUGUUGACCAGAGUAAUGCUUCGCUUCUUAAAAUUGACCAGAAGAAUCAAUUGACCGCCGCAGCGGUGCCUUUGCCUUCAAAUACGGCAGCACUCAAGGGAGUGAAUGGCCAGGAGCAUCCAACGAGUGUGGCUCCAUUAGCCGAGACUGGAGUUAGCGGGUCUGCGGUAGUUAGCGGCACCGCGACUCAAAAGAAAGAACUUGGGUCGGUGAAAGUCCAGCCUGACAAGAAGAAAAUGGAUGCGAGGAAGAAAAGCUUGAAAAGAUUGUAACAUUGUAACUUCAUUCCGUAUUCCUCCUGGUUCACACCUCUUGGCUUAUGUACAAUGACUUAUUCCAUUGAUGAAAGCGGAUCAAUUGAGCUGAUCGAUUUCUCUGUUUA